CAGAAGGCAACUUUGAAAUAGAAGACGCUUCUGCCAAUUUGAAGUCAGCAGUGUGGCAGCAUUUUGGCUUUCCUGUGUUCACAAGUGAAAAUGGCUAGCGCAUUACCGACAAGACAAAAACAGCAUGUAAGCAUUGCAAGAAACUGAUAACGUACACAAACAGUGCGACCAAUAUGUUACAACAUGUUAGCCGGCACCACAGCGAGCUAGCCUUGCCACCAACACCACCACAGGAGCGAAGACUAGCAAAGGGACAAACUACACUAACAAACACAUUUGCUAGUCCUCUCGCCCACAACAGCCCAAGGGCCAAGGCUAUUACAAGGUCCAUCGCUGUUUAUAUAGUAAAAGACAUGAGGCCGUUUUCAACUGUCGAAAAUGAGGGCUUUCAAGAAAUGAUUAGAACUUUAGAACCGAAGUACUCCAUUCCAUCACGCCCACACUUCAGUCAGAUGGUGAUGCCCGAACUUUACAGGCAAGUCAAAGCCCAUGUUGUUGCGGUACUUGGAGAGGCUACUAAUGUAGCGAUCACUACAGAUAGAUGGACAUCAAGGGCAACACAAAGCUACGUUACAAUCACGGCUCAUGUUAUCACCGCAGAGUGGGAAAUGGUAAGCUUUGUGCUUCAAACGCAUCCUCUAUUUGAAAAACACAGUGGUUCUAACAUUGCGCAAGUACUAAGAGACUCUGUGUCGGAAUGGAAGCUAGAACGACCAAAACAUGGCAUCGCUGUUGUCACGGAUAAUGCGAGGAAUAUGGACGUUGCCGUAAGAGAAGCUGGACUGGAGCCCCAUAUUAAGUGUUUCGCCCAUACGUUAAACUUAGCAACUCAAGCAGGGUUGGCUGUGCUCCGUGUGUCUCGCCUUUUAGGUCGAAUCAGGCGCAUUGUCAGCUUCUUUCACCGCAGCCCUUCUGCAACCGCUGUGUUAGCAUCCAAACAAAAGGCACUUAACCAGGACAACCGACACAAGCUUAUUAUGGAUGUUACAACACGCUGGAACAGCAGUCUGGAUAUGGUAGAACGUUUUUUGGAGCAGCAAGCAGCGGUGGCAGCUGCUCUUCUCAGCGCAGACAUAAGACGAAAUGCUUGUGAGAUUGACACACUGGAUAGCUCUGACAUCCGUGAUGCUGAGGAUGUUGUUAAAUUUCUUAAACCUUUAAAAACAGCCACUACUGUGCUCAGUGAUGAACAUAACCCCACAGUAUCCCUCAUAUUGCCCCUAAAGCACAUGAUUGAGCAGACCAUGAGACAAUAUGAAGACGACUCGGUCACAGUGACUUCUAUAAAGGCGGCUAUCCUGAGCAACCUAUCGGACAGAUAUGCAAGGGAAUACCAUCAUCUGUUAGAGUGCACUGCAGUUGACCCCAGAUUUCACACCCUUCCUCAUCUAGAGGAAAACCAGCGUCAGGAUGUGUUCCAGAGGCUGAAGGAUAAAGCUGUGCAGCUACAUAACCAGACCAGCUUAUAUGUGGAGAACACAAGUGAUGCAAGAACAGAACCCAGUGCUUCAACACCUGCAGCACAGCAGGUUACUGAGCUGACAGACACGGCCACAGCACAGCCAAGUCCUCCCCCUCCCAAGAAAACAGCCUUGGAAGAUCUUCUAGAAGGGACUUUUGUGACACCUGCACAGGCAGCUCCAGGUAACCACAUGAAUGGGGUUGAAACAGAAAUUUCAAGGUACAGAAGUGAAGCAGCGAUACCUCUCACAAGUUGUCCACUCAAGUGGUGGAAGGAGAAUAGUGAGAUUUACCCACUACUUUCUCCCCUGGCUAAAGCCUAUCUCACCACACCAGCCACCUCUGUACCAAGUGAACGCGUCUUCUCAACUGCAGGAGACAUUGUGACUUUGCAGAGAUCACAGCUUUUGCCUGAGAAUGUGGACAUUUUGGUAUUUCUGAAGAAAAACAUGCCAAAGAAGCAUUAGUUUACCAGCCACUUCUGAACCAAGUGAAGUGCAGGAGGCCAUUGUGACUUUGCAAAUAUUACAACACAGACAUGCUGGUAUUGCUCAAGAAAUCCUGUUGAAGAAGUGCUAGUUUACUUUUUGGUAUUCAAAUGGGAGAUGUUUUAUUGACAGCUAGAUUGUAUAACAAAUUCUGAAGUUCUGUCUUUAAGACAAGUUCAAUUUGAUACAAAGACAUAAAUGCAAAUGUUCAAACAAAUUAAAAGAACAUCUUUUGGUCAUAAAAGGAUUUGUGAUCAUUUCCAUAUCAUGUAUAAUUAUUAUUUUGUUCGGUGUUAAGUUCUGUUAGUAAAACAACAAAGUUAUAGUUUGAUACAAGGACAAAAGGCCAGAUGUUCAAAUAAAAAACAAAAAUAACUUGCGCUACAAUUAAUUUUGUUGAGAAAAAUCGUAAAAAAUCUGAAUCGUGACUUUAGAAUCGUGAAUUGAAUCGAAUCGUGGCUUGAGUGCAUCGUUACAUCCCUAGGAGUAAGUCAAUCAUGUACAAGUCACAAGUAAGCACCGAGUCUUCACCUUCAAGUUACAAGCAAGUCCAAGUCAAUCUUUAUGAGAACCAAGCAAGUCAAGUCGAGUCACUGCUUUUGGUCUGCAAGUCGUGUCAAGUCAUACAUUUAAUUAGCCAAGUUUUACAGAUUAAAAGUUUAAAGACAAGAGUCUUAAACUGUGGGACUUUAUUAUUAUAUAUUUGCCAACAAACAAUUUGUAGGGCCACACAGAGCUAAUUUUUUUAAAAAUAAAAAUAUAAAAAAUAAAUAAAUGAAAUAAUAAAUAAAAAGUAGUUUUCAAUUAAGUCCCCACACAUCUGAAAACAUACAAACUUUUGUAAGUGAGGUAAAAAGUAAGGUAUCGGUGGGCCAACAAUAUCAAUACUGACCAAUAUUUUGUUCUUGUUUUCUUUUCUUGUACUCGAACAUGCAUACUGUAUAUCUGUAUUGUUUCGUGGUAUAUUUUCUGAACACAUUCCCUACCAAACAAAGCCUAAACUGAAAAACAACAACAACUUUCAAGUUAUACUUAAGGCCUAUUAUUAGACUGUGCACAUACAUAAGUGGAACUACAAACAGAUAUCACGCAACAUUUCUUCCUAUUAAAUGAAUAAAUCCAAUCACAGUGCAUUGCAUUUGCAAAAAAUUAAAUUGGACAGAACUUUGUCACUCAUUUGUGAGCGAUGUGGUCGCAUUAUCACCUCUCCAUGGCUGAAUACACGCUCAACUGGUGCACUUGAUGCAGGUAUUUCCAGAACUUUGGCUGCCACCUUGAACAAAGAGGGCAGUACAUGCCUGUUCAUGGCCCAAAAAUGAAGGGCGUUCUGUCCAUCACAAAUAUCCAAAUAGUGGUUCAGUUGAAUUAGAGGACUGGAACAUGAAUCUCUUUUCUGUUUCUUGCGGUAGGCUGUAAACAGUCCAGACUGAAGCUCUGCUUCUGACUCUGU
This is a messenger RNA of Melanotaenia boesemani (Boeseman's rainbowfish), 3399 nucleotides long. Its product is annotated as E3 SUMO-protein ligase ZBED1-like. Gene Ontology annotation, molecular function: protein dimerization activity. The transcript is spliced from 2 exons. NCBI's taxonomy places the organism in Eukaryota, Metazoa, Chordata, Actinopteri, Atheriniformes, Melanotaeniidae. The record is from RefSeq and is a predicted model, not a curated record. The coding region runs from base 174 to 1928 and encodes 584 amino acids.